Molecule: messenger RNA, 1189 nt
Organism: Scleropages formosus (Asian bonytongue)
Lineage: Eukaryota; Metazoa; Chordata; Actinopteri; Osteoglossiformes; Osteoglossidae
Gene: cfap418
Product: cilia and flagella associated protein 418
Exons: 6
Coding region: 64-723 (219 amino acids)
Cellular component (GO): cytosol
Source: RefSeq, a predicted model, not a curated record
GGACGCGCACGCCGGCUCCUAGCAACGGGAAGCGGUGCGAAUGGCGGCGGGCGACUUUUAAACAUGGCCGACGACUUGGACGAGCUGUUGGACGAAGUGGAGUCGAAAUUCUGCCGCGGUUUCCCCGCGACGGGCCCGCGCUUUCCGGCCGGGGACGGGAACAGGGACGGGAACAGGGACGGAGGGCGGCCCUCGAAAAGUGACCAGGAGCCGGAGGGGAGAUGCGGAGCAGAGCGGACUAAGAAGGCUGUGCCUGGAGAAGGUGAUGAUGCUGAAGACAUCGACGCUCUUCUUGAAGACAUACUGGACGACGACUACGACUGCGACGCCCUCAACUUGGAUAUGUCCAAAGCAGCGAAGAAAGACCAUAAGAGUUCAUCACUCCCUCCAGCAAAUACAAAGUGUUGCCCGGUUUUCCUUGGAGGGACUUCGGUGGCUUUUGGGGUCGGAACUCGCACCUCCCAGAGGGCCUGCGACCAGCUCAGGUGCACUUCCUGCGACUUCCGCGUGGCCACGUUUGACGACUGCGAGUGGGACCCUUCUUGCGACUACCUGUUCUUCAGGAACAACAUGCCCAGCUGCGAGAAGCUGCGUGCCAAGCUGAAGAGGAGGCGGGGCAUGAGGGCGUACGCCUGCCAGUGCAGCUGGUGCUCCGUCGUGGCGCUCGGCGACGUCUCCCAGCAGCCUCAGCUCAAGUGGGUGUGCGGGAAACACGAGGCGUGAGCUGAGCCCGUCAUUGUGGCGCCCUUUGGGGAGGAGACUUCGUGCUCUUCAUCGCCGCUCUCUUCGGAACCCCUCCGCCCCCUGCAGCGUCACCGCAGUAGGAAGACGUUCGUAGCUCAGCCCUCCGCCAUUGUCGCACAAUGCGGAGCGCAGUCGGGGGCCACGGGGACCUCAGUGGGAGGUGGUUGAGAAGCUGGACUCCUCACAUGGGAAAGUGCUCCAGUUCAGGGAAGACUGGCUCUCUGGAAGCUGCUAAGACUUCUGGGUAUACAGCUUGUGGGUCAGUAGGGGGCGCUCUUCUAACAAAGGCCACAGGCGACACCCUUUCCCGUGCCGUGUUCUCUCUGCUGGUUCUGCUUCGGCGGCUGAGGAGCCCCGAGGACGGCCGGUCACGUUGACCAUUAAGUGUAGCGCGAGUCCAGCUGGACAACACCUGCGUGGGACGAACUGGACAGAGGAGUGGAAG